This is a messenger RNA of Benincasa hispida (wax gourd), 828 nucleotides long. RefSeq lists its product as uncharacterized. NCBI's taxonomy places the organism in Eukaryota, Viridiplantae, Streptophyta, Magnoliopsida, Cucurbitales, Cucurbitaceae. The record is from RefSeq and is a predicted model, not a curated record.
CCCAAAAAAUAGAACCCCCGAAGUCGAGAAUCGAAGUCCAGUUUCCAAACGCGUUAUUAAAUAUAAUCUUCGCCUCCACCUACAUCAAUGGAAGAAGACAUCAUCCUUCUUCUUUUGUUACCAGCGACGGAGCUCAGCCAUGAAAGACGACUAUGAGACCGAAGAGAAGAAGCAAGCUGCUGCUGAUGUAAUGUUUCAAUAUUCAAAAUUUGUGAUGGCAUGUAUUGGUAAUCAAGUAAGACCUUGUGACUUGAGAUUUCACUUGAUGAAGGAGAUUUCUGGAAUACCAACUUCUUUGAAGAGGGAGUCAUCCCAACGAGCAGCUUCUCCCGAUGCCAUGGGCGAAUCGUCAAGCUCAGGUACAGCUAGACUUGAUAAAGUAGACAGCUUUAGAGCGCUGUAAUUUGCCUCCCAAUUGGAGAAUGAAGGGCUUCACUGCAUAUGGGACUUGCCUGCCUUGUCUAACCUUUUCUCUUCUUUAACUCAAAUUUCCUUCUCAUUAUUUGAAGUUAUCUCAUCUGUUUGCUGUUUACCAAGAGAUGGAAACUUUCACUAUUUACAUGUAUUUCUUUGCAAGUUUUGUAUGUCGUAUGUGAGUACAUAGGUAUAUCUAUAUUAUGCUGGUUAUGGGUAGUAGGAAAUUGGGUCCAAGGGCAGCACGACCGGUCCCAAAAGUCGUUUGGGGUACGAAAUGAGCUUCGUUUCCAAAACCAUCUGGUGCACGAUUUUUUUUUCCAUCAUUCUGAACAAUGGACUUCUCCAAGUUUUCCUUGGAGGCCGAAACAGAGUAAAAUUGGAGGCUGUUAAAUAUCACACAAGUAAAUUUGA